AUGGCCGUUAUCUUCGCGUGUUUCAUUCUGCUACUUGUCUUGCCAGCUACCUGUUCCAUGGUACCACCAAGCAGUCCUACAAGCAGAGUCUCUCAACAUUCCGAACCGCAUAUCAGCUUUGUUAACAAUACAAGUUUCAUAUUAAACGAUGGUCAUAGUGAUGCUUCCGUACCACAACGAUGGAAAGGGGAUGUUGUCUCUUUAAAGUCAAGGCUGAGAAACGCAAGCAGGUUACAAACACCAUUAAAUGCAAUUUCACGCACAGGAGUAUGCGUUCCGGAGGAUGUAGGACUAUAUGGGCGUACCAUUAUCGCAUAUGAGUGUUUAUACACUCAAAAUGGAAAGACACAGACAGGCGAUGAAUGGGAAGCUGAACAGAUAGCAGCUGCCAGUGCAAAAUUCUCCAAGAAAAUGAAGAAACCCAAAAAAGAAAAAUCAGCCAAAAAACAAGGGGAAACAGAAGUUGAACCUUACAAAAGAUUAAUAUUCCCACCACCCUAUAACACAACAGGGAUGUUACUCAGGGAGGGAGAACCAUAUCUAGUCUUAUCCACUUGGUUACCAGGGGUCAAGAUAGAAGAUAUAUUAGUGGCCAUGGAUUAUGGUGAAGCGGAUGCAUAUGUACCGAAACGGUAUACCACAGACAAUCUACAUGAUCUGGAAAUUACCGAAAAAAUACACAAGUAUUACCAAGCUAUUGAAGCUGUGCCACGAGGAUUCGAACAACAUGAAAAGUCAUACAACAGUACAUACAAUGAUCUUUUCAAUCAAAUGGUGGAAAACAGUGAUGAGAUGGGUCACUACUCGCAGUACACGAAAGCUAAAAAUAGACCGCCUAUGCUAAUUAUCAACGCGCCAAAGAAUACUAUCGUUAAACAAUUCGAGUUUAACAUAUUUGGACGCAAAAGAGAUCCGAAUCAUCCAAAUAGGCACAAUGACUCUGGAAUCAAGGCUGAUCCCAUACCUGACCGAAUACAGCGAGCGUAUAGGCCCUUCUCAUUUGUGGACCUCAGGGAUAUUCAAUGCAAUAUGAAGGACGGAACAUUGCAAACAAGAGUGAAAUUGACACAUAUACCGCCGCCGCCAGAAAUGCGAAAGAUUUUCCAAAUCCGUAUAGGCGACGGAGAAGUUUCUCCUCCGCGAUUAUUCCCACUGGAACAAGUUCAUGGAUGGAUGUAUAAUUGGCAUCAUUUCGAGAAAUACGAUUUGAGCUUCGAUAUAUCUAAGUUCAAAAUCGAGGAUGUCGAGAAUUUCAAUCCAGAGGAACGCGAUCGCAUGGAAUUACCAGACGAUGACCAAAUGACCCUGAGGGAUGUUCGCAAAUUAAUGAAAGAAUAUGACGAGUAUCACAAAAAGCACGGUUAA
This is a messenger RNA of Babesia sp. Xinjiang, 1365 nucleotides long. RefSeq lists its product as uncharacterized. The coding region runs from base 1 to 1365 and encodes 454 amino acids. Lineage: Eukaryota; Apicomplexa; Aconoidasida; Piroplasmida; Babesiidae. The transcript has a single exon. The record is from RefSeq and is a predicted model, not a curated record.